Knipowitschia caucasica is the source of this 1548-nucleotide messenger RNA. Lineage: Eukaryota; Metazoa; Chordata; Actinopteri; Gobiiformes; Gobiidae. The record is from the annotation of a GenBank genome assembly.
AUGAGAGUAUCCAUGUUUGAUUCAAAGAACGCUGAUCGCAGACGGGCGGGGUGUGCGCGUGUUUACAUCCGAAAGCACGCUGCUGAAGAAGUCUGGAUGGAGUGGGUGUUUGUGAUGAACCGGAUGAGCGCCCAGAGCAGCUCCACGGUCCAGCGGCGGCGGAUGUUUCUGGGCAUCAUCAUCCUGCUGCUGGUGGAUGUCAUCUGGGUCGUCUCCUCCGAGCUCACCUCUUACAUAUUCAAGCAGCAGGAGUACAACAAGCCCUUCUUCAGCACGUUCACAAAGACCUCCAUGUUUGUCCUGUAUCUACUGGGCUUUCUGUUGUGGAGGCCGUGGAGGCAGCAGUGCACCGGGACUCUCAAAAGAAGACCCUCUGCUUUUUUUGCAGAUGCCGAGGCUUACUUUGCUCGCUGCAACACUGACGCGGCUGCGGACAACUGCUUGAGUGAACCGCUGUAUGUUCCGGUCAAGUUCCAGGAUGUACCCAACGAGACGUCAUGCAGUUUGAUCGGUGACAUCGAAACAACCUCCUCGAAAAAGCAGCGUGUUCGUUUCAGUAACAUCAUGGAGGUGCGUCAGCUGCCCUCCACUCAGGCCCUGGAGGCAAAACUGUCCCGGAUGUCCUAUCCCGCCGCCAAGGACCACGAGGCCAUGCUGCAGACCGUGGGCAAACUCACAAUCACAGACGUGGCCAAAAUCAGCUUUUUUUUCUGCUUUGUGUGGUUUCUUGCCAAUCUCUCGUAUCAAGAGGCUUUGUCUGACACACAAGUGGCAAUCGUCAACAUUCUGUCUUCAACCUCAGGUCUUUUCACACUCAUCUUGGCGGCCAUCUUCCCCAGUAACAGCAGCGAUCGCUUCACUUUAUCCAAACUUCUGGCUGUGGGUUUAAGUAUGGGAGGAGUGGCUCUCGUCAGUCUCUCCAGUAUGGAAAACCCUGAUGAGAAGGGAGCUAUAGGUUCGUUGUGGUCCUUAGCUGGAGCCAUGCUUUAUGCUGUGUACAUAGUGAUGAUAAAGAGACGAGUGGACCGGGAGGACAAACUGGACAUCCCCAUGUUUUUUGGGUUCGUGGGUCUGUUUAACCUGCUGCUACUGUGGCCUGGCUUCCUCUUCCUUCACUAUACCGGGUUUGAGGCAUUUGAGCUCCCGAGUCAACUGGUCUGGACCUACAUCCUCAUCAACGGACUCAUCGGAACAGUCCUGUCUGAGUUUCUCUGGCUGUGGGGCUGUUUUCUUACUUCAUCGUUAAUUGGGACUUUGGCUCUGAGCCUCACCAUUCCUCUCUCUAUUCUGGCUGAUAUUUGUAUGCAGAAGGUGCGUUUCUCGUGGCUGUUUUUUGCCGGAGCCGUUCCCGUGUUUCUUUCCUUCUUCAUCGCGGCUCUUCUCUGUCACUACAACAAUUGGGACCCGGUGCUGGUGGGACUGAGGCGCUUCUACAGGCUCCUCUGCAGAAGACACCGGCUGCAGAGACUUCCAGACGACAGUGAGCAGUGUGAGAGUCUGAUUCCCCUAAACACCAUCUCUCCACACGAAGCUGACUACUGCUCCUGA